GUUUUGGGCUCGUCUUGGAACGCAGGGCAAAGUUCCCCCUCUUGGUUUUGUCGCAGCCGUCGGCAGCGACCAGCGUGCAGGCUCUCCGCAAGCAGCUAUACACCACACCCACCAGCCGCACGCUCUCCCCACGCUCCGCGCGUCGCAUCGAUCCGCAUCGAUGCCGCGCCCGCGCAAGGUCGUCCUCCUGGGCGACUUUGGGGUCGGCAAGACGUCAUUCGGCACAAGGCUGGCCAAAGGAGAGUUCCACGAGUCGACGCUCGCGACGCUCGGGGUCGCGCACUUUAACGUCGCCGUGAGGGCGGCGGGCGACGGGCCGCUGGCUCCAGCGGUGAAAUUGGAGAUCUGGGACACGGCCGGCCAGGAGCGCUACCGGUCGAUGGACACGUUGAAAUUGUAUUUACGCGGUGCUGCGGGCGCCAUCAUCGUCGCGGACCUAACGCGGGCGGCGUCCUUCGACGCGGCGGUACGCGUCAUCGAGCAGAUCCGCGGCGACGAAAUCGGCUGCAACAUCCCGAUCGCCCUCGCGGCGAACAAGAGCGACCUGCCCUCGCGCCAGGUCGAGGCGGCGGCCGUGCGCGCGGCCGCCGCGGACUUAAAGCUGGCCGACGCGCGCGAGACGUCGUGCAAGACCGGCGACGGCGUCCUGGCCCUCGCGCGGGCGCUGGUCAAGGCGCUGCCGCCGCCCGAGGCGCCGCCGGAGACCGUCGAGCUCGAGGGACCUUCCUCAUCCACUGCGUGUUGUUAGUUAAAAUUACGUGUU
Messenger RNA from Pelagomonas calceolata, 763 nucleotides. NCBI's taxonomy places the organism in Eukaryota, Pelagophyceae, Pelagomonadales, Pelagomonadaceae. The record is from the annotation of a GenBank genome assembly.